Bombina bombina (fire-bellied toad) is the source of this 10173-nucleotide messenger RNA. RefSeq names its product CREB-binding protein-like. NCBI's taxonomy places the organism in Eukaryota, Metazoa, Chordata, Amphibia, Anura, Bombinatoridae. Gene Ontology annotation, biological process: positive regulation of transcription by RNA polymerase II. Gene Ontology annotation, cellular component: histone acetyltransferase complex; nucleus; transcription regulator complex. Gene Ontology annotation, molecular function: zinc ion binding; transcription coactivator activity; protein binding. The record is from RefSeq and is a predicted model, not a curated record.
UUUUUUUAUUGAGGAAUCAACAGCCGCCAUCUUGACGCGGCUGGGUCAGUGCCGGAGAUCUCCGGGCCUUAAGCAGGAGGAUAGGGGGAGGAGGGAGCUGCCCGGAGAGCGGCAUCUGGAAAGGCGGAGGGGCGGCUUCUUCUCUCCCCACACCCCUCCUGUUUAUCCUUUAUUCCGCUCUGGCUCUCGGUGUGGCGGCGGCCGCUCAUUGUUUUCCCUCCCCUCACGGAGGAGGAGGAGGAAGCGGCUGCACGGUUGCGUGGGCGGGCAGAGAGAGACAGAGAACCGAUACCUGGGGAAAAGCAGCCGGGAAUUCCUUUUUUGCCCCCGGGCCUACACCCCAAACAGGCCUGACACCCCUAAUUACUAAAACUGGGGGUAGCACCCCAAAACCCCCAGAUCCCCCUUUUGAACCCCACCACAGAUAGUUUAGGGAUCCCUUAUAGAUCAUGAACUGGGGUCACCAACACCCCGUUAUUGGGGUACCCCUUUAAUUUUGGGGUCCACUAUUUUGGGGUAAGGUUUAAUUUCCCCAGUUUUGCAUGGCAGGUAAUAUUCCAUAGGGACUGACAGGUCAGUAUAGGGGUCCCCCAUUUGGUACUGUAGGGUGCCCCGCUGUGAGUGUUGAAUUCUGCUUGCUGCAUGUUAUACCCGAGAGUGCAGUUUCUUUAUUGGCAGAUCAUUGACAGCUCUACCUACAGGAGAUCUCAUAGUUUUGGGGGGAUCACUUUACUUAGAUUUGGGGUCCCCAGCUAGUGCUGCUCUAGAUUUAGUGGUCUAAUUGGCUAAAUUAGAUUAUAUGACUAGAUUUAGGUAUCAUUAUUUCCUGUUUUGAAGUGCCCAUUGCUCGGUGUGUAGGUACCGUUACCGAGAGUUGGGCAUCACCUUGCUUAGGUUUGGGGGCUAAACAGUGCAGAGUUGAUACUAGUUUGGCCAGAUUUGGGGUGUCGCUUCUUGCAUUUGGGGAUUAUUUGCUUAGAUUUAAAGGGUUAGAUAGUGCAGCGAUACUUGGUUAGUGCCAUUUGCAAGGUUCCCAUCACAAGAGGUUUACGGGUCCAGGGGUUCCUCGGUUUGUGCAGAUAGGGGGGCUCUCUCAGGGGUCCCCCAGAUUAGGGAUGCAGGACUCAGGGGGGGUUUAAUCCCCUGGAUUUCUUAGUUCCUCCCUCUGCUGCUGGAAGGAAGGCUAUUACAGAGCCGGGAGGAGGUGAGGAUCGGGCGGCUGGCAGGGCCGGGAUAUACCCCCCUUCCCCUGUCUCUCUCUGCUCCUCCUCCGGGGAGGGUGCCUUGUCUGGCUUCGGUGACCGAUCAGCAAAAAAAAAGAAGAAAAAAAAGCAGAGAAGAUGGCCGAGAACCUGCUGGACGGGCCUCCCAACAGGAAGAGACCCAAACUGAGCUCUCCUGGCUUCUCGGCCAGCGGUGACAGCACAGAUUUUGCCUUCUUUGAAUUGGAGAACGAUCUUCCAGAUGAGCUGAUUCCUAAUGGGACUGAUAUUAAUCUUCUGGGCACUGGUGGGGGUUUGGUACAGGAAUCCGCACCACAAAGUAAACCACUUUCGGAUCUGUUACGCGGGGGCAAUGCUGGUCUCGGGGCUACAAUUGGGAGAGGUGGGUCAUGCAGUCCUGUCCAGCAGAGCAUGGGAGCCCCAACUCAGCAAAAUAGUCCAGGUCUUGGCAGCCUGGGUAGUCUUAACAAGAGCCCUCUUAACCAGGGACUUUCAUUAACUCCACCCUCUGGACUAACCAAGCAAGGAGGGGGCACCCCUGGAUCAUCUGCCCCCCUGUCUCAAGCACAAAAGCAAGUGGGCAUGGUGACAGGCAAUUCAACAAAUCAGGCAAGCCCAAGGGGUGUUGUGCAUGAACUCAAACUUAACCAAGGACAUCAAGCACUGCUUAACAGUAAUCCUGGACAUACACUAAUGAGCCAGUCCCAGUCUUCUCAGGGGCAGGUCCUGAAUGGGUCCUUGGGAGCUAACAGUCGGGGACGAGGAGCAGGGCUACAAUACAACUCUCCUGCCAUGCAAGCCAACCCCGGUAGUGUUCUGGCAGAGACACUGACACAAGGGACAACGGCUAUGCCAGCCCCACACAGGCGAACCACCGCACAGGCCGGAGCAAUGACUAAAAUGGGACUUCAAGGAAAUGGUAGCCCUUUUGGACAAACUUUCAAUCAAGCUACAGGACAGCAGAUCCGAGCACAGGGUGUCAGUCCUCAGCUGUCCACCAAGCCUGGCAUGACCAACAGCCUUCCUCCGUUCCCCUCCGACAUCAAAAGUUCCUCUGUUGCCAACCUACCCAAUAUGUCUCCCCUGCAGACGCAGGUACCUCAAGUCGGCAUUGGGGCAGCACCUUCCAUGGGCACUGGUCCCACUGCUGACCCAGAAAAACGUAAGUUAAUCCAGCAGCAGCUUGUCCUUUUACUUCACGCUCACAAAUGUCAACGACGCGAACAGACAAAUGGCGAGAUGCGAGACUGCUCCCUACCCCACUGCCGAACUAUGAAGAAUGUUCUCAACCACAUGACACACUGCCAGGCUGGGAAGGCCUGCCAGGUUGCACACUGCGCCUCCUCGAGACAAAUCAUCUCUCACUGGAAGAACUGUACGCGGCAUGACUGCCCUGUAUGUCUACCAUUAAAGAACGCCAGCGACAAACGAAACCAGCAACCGCUACUAGGUUCCCCAUCAAGCGGUGUGCAGAACCCUAUUGGUUCAGUAGGGGGUGGCCAGCAAACUGCUCCUUCGUUAAGCAGUCCCAACUCUAUUGACCCCAGCUCCAUGCAGAGGGCGUAUGCUGCCCUUGGCCUGCCCUAUGGGAACCACUCACCUGGCCCUGGUCAGCAGCCGGCACAGACUCAGGUUCACCAGCAGCUCCGAACUAUCAACGCAUUAGGUGGCAAUCAGAUGAAUCUGUCUUCUGGAGGAAUCACUGCUGAGCAACAAGCAAGCCUGAUUUCUGAAGCAGCUCUUCCAACUGCCCUGGCAAAUGCAAAUCCAUUGUUGAGUGAUGGUAGCAACCCCAGCGCCGUUGGCAACCUUGGCACCAUGCCUACGGCAGCACCCCCUUCCACCACAGGGGUGAGGAAAGCCUGGCACGAGCAUGUGACACAGGACCUCCGCAAUCACCUUGUACAUAAACUUGUCCAAGCUAUUUUUCCUACCCCUGAUCCUGCGGCUUUAAAGGAUAGACGUAUGGAGAACCUUGUAGCUUAUGCAAGGAAAGUCGAGGGAGAUAUGUAUGAAUCAGCCAACAGCAGGGAUGAGUAUUACCAUUUACUGGCUGAAAAAAUCUACAAGAUCCAAAAGGAAUUGGAAGAGAAGCGAAGGUCCCGUUUACAGAAACAAGGGAUUCUGGGUAACCAGCCAGCCUUACAGGCACCUGGGGUGCAGCCACCAAAUCUUCCACAGCCAGCAGCAGGGUUGGGUCAAGUGCAGCCUGUCCGGCCAGCUAAUGGUCCCAUUCCAAUGGCUAAUGUGCCUGCUAUGAAUCGGUUACAGGUGUCUUCAGGAAUAAACCAGUUUAACUCUAUGCCUAUUGGGAAUGUGCAAAUGCCUUCAACGCCAAUGGGACCCCGUGCAGCUUCCCCUCUUAACCAUCCCACCCAAAUGAACAACAUGAGCUCUGUACCAGCUAUGGCAAUGUCUCCGUCACGUAUGUCCCAACCCCAGAGCAUGAUGGGAUCGCAUACAAACAAUCUGAUGGGUCCUGCACAGACUCAAAGCCCGUUUUUGCAGCAGGGCCAGUUCACAUCAAGCUCUGGAGCUCUUGGAGUUACACUUGGACAGACGGGAGCAGCAGCUGCAGUGUCACAGCAGGGACAGGUGCCCGCUGCAUCUUUACCCAUUAGCAACUCUAUGAACCUGCUGGGGCCGCAGACAGGUCAACUUUCACGUCCAGCUCUUUCCCAGUCUCCUCUCCUCCAGACCCCACCUUCUAUCACUACUUCUGCAGCUGGCAUGCCACCUGUACAGCACCCACCUCCUACAGGCAUGACCCCUCCACAGCCAGCAGCACCAGCCCAACCAUCCACUCCUCUUCCGCCAGCCGGCCAGACUCCUGCUCCAACACCUGGCUCAGUCCCAAAUUCCAUGCAGACGCAGAGCACACCAACAGUGCAGACAGCAGCACAGGCUCAGCUCACUCCACAGCCUCCAACGCCUGUCCUCAAUCAAUCCGUGCCCACACCUCAACCUGCACCAAUGCAACCACCAUCUGUGCAUGCUCCUGCCCCUAGCACUCCGUUAUCUCAGGCAGCUGGAAGUGUUGAAAACAGAGUCCCCACCCCUGCAUCUGUGGCCAGCACCGAAAAUCAGCCAGCCCCUGAUCAUCCCAUGCUGGACAUAAAGCAAGAGGUAAAAAACGAAGAACCAGAAGCUUGUGAAAAUCCAGUGGAGCCAAAAACCGAGCCUGCAGAAGAGGAGCUCCCUUCACAAGUGAAGGAAGCUCCGGUGGAAGGUCCUGAAGUGAAGUCUGAACCAAUGGAGGUGGAGGAUAAGAAGCCUGAAGUGAAAUUAGAGGUCAAAGAGGAGGAGGACAAUGCUAACAGCAAUUCCUCCUCGCAGUCAACCUCUCCAUCUCAACCACGAAAGAAAAUCUUCAAGCCAGAAGAGCUUCGACAAGCGUUAAUGCCUACCCUUGAAGCUUUGUAUCGUCAAGAUCCAGAGUCUUUACCAUUCAGGCAGCCUGUUGAUCCUCACCUUCUAGGGAUUCCAGAUUACUUUGACAUAGUAAAAAAUCCAAUGGACCUUUCCACCAUCAAGCGAAAGCUGGACACUGGGCAAUAUCAGGAACCCUGGCAAUAUGUGGAUGAUGUCUGGCUGAUGUUUAACAACGCCUGGCUGUACAAUCGCAAAACCUCGCGAGUCUACAAGUACUGUACAAAGCUGGCUGAGGUCUUCGAGCAGGAGAUUGAUCCAGUCAUGCAGUCCCUGGGCUACUGCUGUGGGCGCAAGUUUGAGUUCUCCCCACAAACCCUUUGCUGUUAUGGGAAGCAGCUAUGUACUAUCCCACGUGAUGCGGCAUACUUCAGUUAUCAAAACAGGUAUCACUUCUGUGAAAAAUGCUUCACAGAAAUCCAAGGAGAGAAUGUGACACUUGGAGAUGAUCCGGCCCAACCACAAACGACAAUCUCAAAAGAACAGUUUGAGAAGAAGAAAAAUGACAUGCUGGAUCCCGAGCCGUUUGUCGAUUGCAAAGAGUGUGGGAGGAAAAUGCAUCAGAUCUGCGUAUUACAUUUUGAUAUUAUUUGGCCCACUGGCUUUGUCUGUGAUAACUGUUUAAAGAAAACUGGACGGACACGGAAAGAAAACAAGUUUUGUGCAAAAAGGCUACAAACGACAAGGUUAGGAAAUCACCUAGAAGACAGAGUGAAUAAGUUUCUCCGGCGACAGAACCAUCCUGAGGCAGGAGAGGUGUCGGUCAGAGUUGUAGCAAGUUCGGACAAAACCGUAGAAGUGAAACCUGGCAUGAAAUCCAGGUUUGUAGACAACGGUGAGAUGCCAGAGUCGUUCCCAUACCGCACAAAAGCCUUGUUUGCUUUUGAGGAGAUAGAUGGUGUGGAAGUUUGUUUCUUUGGCAUGCAUGUGCAAGAAUAUGGUUCGGAAUGCCCUCUUCCAAACACCAGACGUGUGUACAUCUCAUACCUAGACAGUAUCCAUUUCUUCCGACCGCGUAGCCUCAGAACAGCUGUGUACCAUGAAAUACUCAUUGGGUACCUGGAGUAUGUCAAGAAACUUGGGUAUGUCAUGGGUCACAUCUGGGCUUGCCCCCCAAGUGAGGGAGACGAUUACAUCUUUCACUGCCAUCCGCCUGAUCAGAAAAUCCCCAAACCCAAGCGGCUGCAGGAGUGGUAUAAGAAGAUGCUGGACAAAGCUUUUGCAGAACGUAUAAUUCAUGACUACAAGGACAUUUUUAAGCAAGCUACAGAGGACCGCCUAACCAGUGCUAAAGAGCUUCCGUACUUUGAAGGUGAUUUCUGGCCAAACGUUCUGGAGGAAAGCAUCAAGGAGCUGGAACAAGAGGAGGAGGAAAGGAAGAAGGAGGAGAGCACAGCUGCAUGUGAAAUACCGGAGGGCUGCCAAGGAGACAGCAAAAAUGCCAAGAAGAAGAACAAUAAGAAAACCAACAAAAAUAAAAGCAGCAUGAGCCGGUCUAGCAAAAAGAAAACAAGCAUGCCCAAUGUAUGCAAUGAUCUAAGCCAGAAACUCUACGCCACAAUGGAGAAGCAUAAAGAGGUGUUUUUUGUUAUUCAUUUCUAUGCUGGGCCAGUGAUAAACUCCCUCCCUCCUAUUGUUGACCCUGACCCAUUAUUAAGCUGCGACCUGAUGGAUGGUCGGGAUGCCUUUUUGACACUGGCACGUGACAAGCACUGGGAGUUUUCUUCUCUUCGUAGAUCAAAGUGGUCCACGCUUUGCAUGCUAGUGGAGCUACAUACACAGGGCCAGGACCGCUUUGUUUACACUUGCAAUGAAUGCAAACACCAUGUGGAGACCCGCUGGCACUGUACUGUAUGCGAGGAUUACGAUCUGUGUGUGAACUGCUACAACUCAAAGAGCCAUGAGCACAAGAUGGUGAAAUGGGGCCUUGGCUUGGACGACGAAAGCAACGGUCAAGGAGACGCACAAUCCAAAAGCCCACAGGAGUCUCGCCGGCUUAGCAUACAGCGCUGUAUCCAGUCUUUGGUACAUGCUUGCCAGUGCAGGAAUGCCAACUGUGCCCUUCCUUCAUGCCAGAAAAUGAAAAGGGUGGUGCAGCACACAAAAGGCUGCAAACGCAAGACCAAUGGAGGGUGCCCGGUGUGUAAGCAGCUUAUUGCACUUUGUUGUUAUCAUGCAAAGCACUGCCAGGAGAACAAGUGUCCUGUUCCAUUCUGCCUCAACAUAAAGCAAAAGUUAAGGCAGCAGCAGAUACAGCACAGGCUUCAGCAGGCCCAAUUAAUGAGACGCCGUAUCGCCACCAUGAACAGGCCAGUUCCACAACCAAGCCUUCCCUCCCCAACCCCAGCAACACCAGGGACGCCCAACCAACAACCCACCACCCCACAGACACCACAGCCUGCUCCUCAACCUUCCCCAGUUGGCUUGCCCUCGCCUGGAUUCUCCAGUGUGGCAAGGACUCAGCCCCCAAAUUUGACAUCGCAGGGCAAGCCCACCAACCCUAUUCCCCCAGUACCUCCUUCCCAGCCCACUGUACAGCCCCCUCCAGCAGCAGUAGAAGCAGCCCGGAAAAUAGAGUUGGAGGCACAGCAACAGCAGCAGCUAUACAGAGUCACAAACAUUAGUGGGGGCAUGACCAAUACACGUCCUGGCAUGGUGAAUCCUGUUGUUGGGCCUGUGAACCCAAUGCAACAAGUUGGAAUGAAUGUGCCACGCCCUGGGCCCAUUAAUGCAACACCUAUCUUGGCAGGGAUGCCUCCUGGCCAGUGGUCAACAACUCCAAUGCCUCAACAAGCACCCAUGCAACAAGCCAUCCAGCGCCCUGUUAUUCCAAUGGCUACUGCUCCACAAGCAGUUACAGGGACCCGGUUGCAGGGUGUUCCACCACAGCAGGCUCGUAACAUAUCGCCCAAUGCCCUUCAUGACCUGCUAAGAACUCUCAAGUCCCCAAGCUCUCCGCAACAGCAGCAACAGGUGCUCAAUAUCUUGAAAUCCAACCCCCAACUUAUGGCUGCUUUUAUCAAGCAAAGAACUGCUAAGUAUGUUGCCAAUCAGCCUGGUAUGCAGCCGCAGCAGACACCACCUCAGCAACCUCCGCAGUCAGGAAUGCAUCCACAAGCUGGCCUGCAGAACAUGAGCCCCAUGCAGGUUGGAGUACAAAGAGCCCCUGUGCCUCAGCAGCAGCCAGGCAUGGCCCCUCAAAACCAGGGAAUCAACCUAAUAAAUCAUCCAGCUCACAACCCCAGCUUAGCAAAUAUGAACCCACAGUAUCGGGAGAUGAUUCGCCGGCAGAUGAUGCAGCAGCAACAGCAGCAGCAAAGUGGAGCAGGCAUGGCUGGUGGGAUGCAAGCACAUGGGCAGUUCCAACAGCCUCAGGGAGGUUACCCACAGCCUCAAGCCUUGCAGCAACAGCGCAUGCAACAGCAUCUUGCUAUUCAAGGGGGUGCCAUGGGACAAAUGACACAAAUGGGUCAACAGGGGCUCGGAACGGAAGGCGCACCACCAAGCAUCCAGCAAGCAAUACAGCAGCGACUUCUCCAGCAACAACAACUCAAGCAAAUUGCUGCCUCUGGGCAGCCCAACCCCAUGAGCCCACAACAGCACCUUUUAACGGGUCAACCCCCGGCUACGCACUUGCCAACUGGCCAACAAAUUGCAACUUCUCUUAGUAACCAGGUCCGCUCCCCUGCACCUGUUCAGUCACCCCGCCCACAGUCACAGCCUCCACAUUCCAGCCCCUCUCCCAGAGUACAGCCACAGCCCUCCCCACAUCAUGUCUCACCACAGACUGGCUCUCCACAUCCUGGCUUAGCAGCUUCCAUGGGCACUUCACUGGACCAAGGUCACAUUGGAAACCCGGAACAGAGUGCUAUGCUCCCACAGCUCAACCCUCCCAAUCGUGGUGCCCUCACAAAUGACUUAUCUCUUGUUGGAGACACAUCGGGAGACACCCUGGAAAAGUUUGUUGAGGGGUUGUAGCAUCUACAAAAUAGCAGUGAACUGGAGGACUGCACUGAGUGUUAUGGGGAGGAGGGGCAGGAGCCUCUUUCACACCCCCAUAUUCCUCUUUUUGUUAUAUAUAAAUAUAAAUAUAUAAAUAUCUAUCUUCCUUCACCCUCAGUGGACCUUAUUUUAUUUUGUUAGCCUACUCAUUGCUGGUCUGCACAUCAGGGACGAACGGCCUCAGUCUGGACUGAGCCAUCGCCUCCUUUCACAACAGUUUAACCCCUGCACUGUCAAAGAGGCUGAUUGAGCGCUGCUGAGCAUCGCCUUCCCUCUCUAGCAUUGUCCUUGACUCGCCCCUCCCAACUUUGAACACAACCAGUGACACUUUGUUUUGUUUCACCUUUUGUUUUUUUCCUAUUUGUUUGCUGUCGGAUUAACUGCCCCGAUUUCCUCCUCAUUCUAUUAACUGCCCCGAUUUCUUCCUCAUUCUAUGUGGAGUAAAUUUCCCUUCUCUGGAAUUGGUAUUUUUUUUUUUUUUUUUUUCUACCUCUGACAGAUAAGGAAUACAGUCUACGCUAAUAUAUGUGUCAUUUUGUUAUUGGUUCUUUGUUUUCGAGGACUGUCUUACUGUGUAUUUUUCUCCCCGCAGCUGCAGAGCCUGAAACAAAUACAAAUUGGGAGGGGGUUCCUUUUUACCACUCAUAAUUAAAUUCCCUCCUUAAAUAGGAGGCAUUUCCAUGGGACAUUUGUAACAGUGGAUUGUUGUAUAAAAAAAAAGUGUUGGCUUUAUUUCUUCUCUCCUACAAUCCCAGACAGACUGGAGAAUGUUCUUCCACCAAACCUUCCCAGCAGAAAAUUCUACAUGUGUCUCUUUAAAGGAGCCAGGGGGGAACUUAAAAAAAAAUUGGAGGAUGUUCAGAUUACUUUUUUUUUUUUUUUUUUUUUUUUUUUUUUUUUUUUCCUUUUUAAUUUUAUUGAAUUUUUUUUUUUUAUCAGCUGGGAAAAGAACCGGAGGACUGUAGAGAUCUGCCUGCAAACUUGGGAAUGGUGUAUUAAAAAAAAAGUGAAAUAAAAAAAAAUACAAGCAAUCAAAGUGUAAAUCCAAGCAGGUUCUACCAAUAUAAAUAGAAAGAGCUUUGUAAGAGAGACUCUAAAUCAUUGUACAGAAUGGUUGAACGUGCGCAAAAGCAUUUCUUAAACCAUAUGACAUUGUUAACUCUCUUGCUGUCGAAGGGAAUGAGUAAUGUAUAGUUUCCCUCUGGCAGCAAAGGGGUAAGAAUACUGUCUGACAGCAGCUAUUUUCUUGCUGAGUAAAAGUGUACAUGGUAUUAAACUUCAGUGUUCUGGGUUUUUUUCUUUUUAUUUUAUUUUUUUGUUAUGAAAAUGCAGUUUUCAACAUUGUACGCUGGACUAUGCAUGUCUUUUUUUAAAAUUGUAUAUAAAGUAUUGCUUAAAAUUGAUAUAAAUUACUGAAAAUUUUACCAUGUAUUUUUGUUCCAUACAACCCCAACUAGUGCCUUGUGGUUGGAAAGAAAAACAUGCAAACACUAUUUAAUAAAAAAAGGGAAGGGUUUUA